Molecule: messenger RNA, 867 nt
Organism: Colletotrichum graminicola M1.001
Lineage: Eukaryota; Fungi; Ascomycota; Sordariomycetes; Glomerellales; Glomerellaceae
Exons: 2
Coding region: 1-867 (288 amino acids)
Molecular function (GO): arylformamidase activity
Source: RefSeq, a predicted model, not a curated record
AUGUCGGGCUCUUUGAAAUUCACUGAGCAUCGUUAUGCCGCGGACAGCGAGCUGCAGAAACUAGGUGUCUGGGAGCUCCCCCAAAACGCCGACAACGCAGCUGGGUACUGGUUAAUCUAUAUACACGGCGGCGCCUGGCGUGAUCCUCAGAAGACCCUCUAUGGUUUCGAGCGCUCCAUUGACGAAUUCAUCAAGACCGGCAGCCCUGCCCUCGAAUGCGAGGUCCGCGGCUUCGUCAGCAUUGACUAUCGACUCUCUCCGCACCCCUCCUUCCCACAGGACUCUGCCGUUACCCCUCCGGCGGAGCUUCGUUGCGCCCAACACCCGGACCACCUACGUGAUGUCUGGUCGGCCCUCGCCUUCUUACAGCGCGAGUACGAUAUCCAGGACCGCUACAUCCUAAUCGGGCACUCGGCCGGCGCCACCUUGGCCUUCCAGCUGCCGAUGGGUUCUGUUGCGCUCGGUGCCGCCCCACCCCCGGAGGUCAAGAUGCCGGCUGCCUUCAUCGGCCUGGCUGGCAUCUACGAGUUGUAUGAUUUCAACGCCCGUCACGAAGGCUACACCCAGUUCAUCGUCGGUGCCUUUGGCCAAGACCAGGAGUCCUGGAACAAGGUCAUGCCAGCCACCUUCUCGGGUAGCUUCAAGGACGCCUUGCCUGCAAAUAACCUCAUCCUGCUGGCAUGGUCUCCCCAAGACACGCUUGUUGACGAGCCGGAAAUUGACGCCAUGGCGUCCAAGCUGGGGAGAGACGGCGUUGAAUACACAAUCCGCAAGAACCUCAGUCACGAUCACGACUUUGUCUGGGAGGAUGGCAAGCAAGUUGCACGGCUACUCUCGGAGGCCUUUGGUAUGUUGAGGAAGCCGUAG